GGAAAAGACUCUUCAUGUGACCUGUCGUCGACGACAUGUGUAUCCCACUUGCUGCCUCUCGCUGCUGCUAAUGCUCUUUUCGAGAAGAACCUCCAAAGCUCCAAUAGCCCUUAAUCUAAGUAAUGCCUCCGAAGUGUUGUCGCGGUGAUGCGUCAUGGAGUCAUGAGCACGAGUCAUCUAUUUCAAACACUGUCACUCGAUGGAAAGGCAGGGCAAUAUGUGCCUCGCUUGAAGGUCCAACUCUAGCUGAAGUUGGCGCGGAGAGAGCGCGUCUUGAGGCUGUUAUUCACAAGUUGAAGCCAAUAUCACUUGCAUGGAUCGACUUCUUGCGACCUUGGCUAGGAGGAGAAGAAAAUUCCUUUUGGUGGUACACUGAAUGCAUCGAGUGCAUGUUGUUUGAGUCCUGAGCCUUACAGGCUAAGCGUAAUCGAGCUACCAGAAUGAUUCAAAUAUGUCAAUAAAGGAAGAGAAUGAUGGAGUUCCUAGAUCUUUUUUUCGACACGGUUAUCCGAUAGUAACAGAAUUCAAAAACAAGGAAGAGAAUAAUGGAAAAAUCUUUGCUAUUGAAGGGCAAGUUACCCUAAUAAGAUCAAAUUGGUGCUACAUGGGGUGUGUGGUCUGCCCUCGCAAAGUGGAAGAAGACUUGGAGGAGUACUUUUGUGGACACUGCAAGACGACUGCUAAAGCCAAUAUAGAGUGGAGCUCCAUUUGCAGGAUGGUAGUGGUGAAGCUGAUUUUGCCAUUUGGAGCAUGGAGGCCUGCGUUUUUUUUUUUUGGAGUAAUUGCUGAUGUCUUAUUCCAAAAA
Messenger RNA from Linum tenue, 805 nucleotides. The record is from the annotation of a GenBank genome assembly. NCBI's taxonomy places the organism in Eukaryota, Viridiplantae, Streptophyta, Magnoliopsida, Malpighiales, Linaceae.